GACUUGCUCUGAAAUGGUGAUGCUGUGAGUGACUGUGGAUAACAACUCUUCACAGGGGGAAUUAGACCACUAGGAUAAAGGCAGCCAGGCACUGAAAGGAAGAUGUUUUGAAAAUCAAGUGUCUCAGAGAAACGUCAAGCCACUAAAGAUGGAGAACGAAACAGUAAGUGAAAUGAACCAGACACAGCUUCAGCCGCGAGCCGUGGUGACCUUAGAAUACCAGGUGGUCACCAUCUUACUUGUGCUCGUUAUUUGUGGUCUCGGCAUCGUGGGCAAUAUCAUGGUGGUCCUGGUGGUAAUGAGAACCAAGCAUAUGAGGACCCCCACGAACUGCUACCUGGUGAGUCUGGCAGUAGCUGAUCUCAUGGUCCUGGUGGCUGCAGGCCUCCCCAACAUAACAGACAGUAUCUACGGCUCCUGGGUCUAUGGCUAUGUCGGCUGCCUCUGCAUUACUUAUCUCCAGUAUUUGGGCAUUAACGCAUCCUCUUGUUCAAUAACCGCCUUUACGAUCGAGAGGUACAUCGCAAUCUGUCACCCGAUCAAAGCCCAGUUUAUCUGCACAUUUUCCAGAGCCAAAAAGAUCAUCAUCUUCGUGUGGGCUUUCACAUCCAUAUACUGUAUGCUCUGGUUCUUCUUGCUGGACCUCAACAUCAACACCUAUAAAGACGCUGUUGUGGUAUCCUGUGGCUACAAGGUCUCCAGGAAUUACUACUCACCCAUUUACCUCAUGGACUUCGGGGUCUUUUAUGUUGUGCCAAUGAUCCUGGCCACCGUCCUCUAUGGACUCAUAGCUAGAAUCCUCUUCUUAGAUCCCAUCCCUCCGGUUCCUAAAGAAAACUCUAAGACAUGGAAGAAUGACUCAACUUAUCAAAACAAGAGCUUGAAUUCCAAGACCUCCAAUAGAUGUUUCAACAGCACCGUGUCUUCAAGGAAGCAGGUCACUAAGAUGCUGGCAGUGGUUGUGAUUCUCUUUGCCCUUUUAUGGAUGCCCUACAGGACCCUUGUGGUCGUCAACUCCUUUCUCUCCAGUCCUUUCCAGGAAAAUUGGUUCUUGCUCUUUUGCAGAAUUUGCAUUUACCUCAACAGUGCCAUCAACCCAGUGAUUUAUAACCUCAUGUCGCAGAAGUUCCGUGCGGCCUUCAGAAAGCUCUGCGACUGCAAACAGAAGCCCACCGAGAAGCCCCCGAAUUACAGCGUCGCCCUGAAUUACAGCGUCAUCAAGGAGUCCGACCAUUUCAGCACCGAGCUGGAUGACCUCACCGUCUCUGACUCUUACCUGUCUGCCACAAAGGUGUCUUUCGAUGACACCUGCUUGGCUUCGGAGGCCACCUUUAGUCAAAGUUGACUUACGAAUUAGGAGAAAAUGGACCUCGGAGUAAAUCGGAACGUGUGUUGUUCUCAACAAAAGAGAGGCAAUGGCCAAUAAUUGGAUGUGAAGACAGCAGAAAAUGUCUUUGCCAUGGUUCUAGCAAGUCUUGGCCUUAACUCCUUCAACACAUCGGAAUGUUUCCGCUAUUCCUUCUUACAGGCAAAGUGGCUCAGCUCUAGACAGCAGCCCAAACAAAUCAAAGUAAAGCCCUUUCCAUUUAAAUUGAAACGUCCACCGUAUUUUCUGAGGCUGUGCAAUUUAUAUCAAAGCUAAGCAUGAUUUUACAUAACUUACAACUUUUUCAAAGAACUGGUUUCUUCCCUCAAAGCAUAUGUCAACAUUUGAUAGUUUUGGCAGCAUGCAGAUUUUCAAAUGUUCGUAUUUAAUGUUUCUUUUAAGAAAGUACGGACUAUUUCGUGACUAUCCGAGACGAUGGGGGAAAUGCGGAGAACGGUUCCUUGCUGAGAAUGAGUUUCUAGUUUACCGUAUUAAAACACAGCACCAAAUGUCAUGUUUAUUUAUAAAAUUAUGAGGAAGCUCAUCAUUCAACUUUAAUACAAAGCGAAUUUCAAAGCUAUCCAAAAUUAGAUGUGAUUUUUAGAUAAAUCCAGCUUCUAUCAACUCUUUGAGCCUCUUCACUGAUAAGUAGGACAGUAGAAGUAAUGGUUAAUAACUGAACACACAAAAAUACCAGGCAAUAUUGGAAAGCAACUGCUAAGACAUGACUAGAUAGUUAAAAGCAGGUUUUACUUUCUCUCUGAAACAUUUAAGGAAGAAAAUCCUUUUUGAACAUUCUUGUGCAUGAACUGCUGAACCUUGUCGGGUGACUCCUCCCUGCUUUACCGUCUGAAACAGUCAGUACAGCUCAGUUGCACUCCAGGAAAGCCCAGGCUGGCUGAUGGCCCUCCGGGUGCAGCCCUGCCCGAGAGCAUUGCAGCUUAUGGAUUUUAAGUUGGCUGCAAUUGUCUUUCUGUCCUGCCGUGCUUGUCAUUAUCGGUUCUUCCCAUCCAUGCCCAAGGUUAGUGAUAGUUUGUUUUCAGAUUUGAAGUCUCUGCAAAAUCUCUGCUGGCUUUUUUUUUUUUCCCCAAUGGCGUUAAACCAAGUUCCUGAUAGCAUCGGGAUUUCUUCUUUUGAGUCCUGGCCUAGACCUGCUCGCAGUGUUUAUUAGAGAGGUGUGAAAUUGAAUCUGCCCAGGACAUUGUUUCAGUUCUUAACCUUUAUUUCUUUUAAAUCACUCGCCUGCUGAGAUUGGUCAUUGAGCCUCUCCCAGUAUAUAAAUUGUCCUAGUCGACGAUUUUGUAAUACUUCAUCGUUAAUCCCUGGAUCAAACAGUGCUAGGCACCUUUAAAUGCCCUGUUGGCUAUCAUUUCCUCUACCCAGUUUCAUCUCUAUGUUUCAGGUAUUUUUUUUCCUGAAGAUGAAUUACUAGUAAUAUUUACUCUUCCCCUCAUCUCAAUAAAUAAUCCAGACAAACUUCACUUUAUUGUACAGCUCUUUAUUGUCCAUUGUAGAUAUUGCACUUUUGAAAAACAAAUUGAUGUUUUUAUGGUAAAUCUGCACCACAUAAGUCUAUUGGCCCCAUUUUUCCAACAUCAGGCACUCACUUCCUGUUUGUGUGUUGCAUUUUGACAGUCCUCACACAAUCUCACUUUUCCAAGAUGCUACUGAAAGUACCAUGGCCUGCAGAAAAGACAAACCGAUCUGUACUGGAGGAAGUAAGGCCAGAGAACUCC
This is a messenger RNA of Echinops telfairi (small Madagascar hedgehog), 3102 nucleotides long. RefSeq names its product thyrotropin releasing hormone receptor (gene TRHR). Lineage: Eukaryota; Metazoa; Chordata; Mammalia; Afrosoricida; Tenrecidae. Gene Ontology annotation, molecular function: thyrotropin-releasing hormone receptor activity. Gene Ontology annotation, cellular component: membrane. The transcript is spliced from 2 exons. Bases 149 to 1345 code for a protein of 398 amino acids. Gene Ontology annotation, biological process: phospholipase C-activating G protein-coupled receptor signaling pathway. The record is from RefSeq and is a predicted model, not a curated record.